CUCCUUCUCCGAGCCGCUUGGGCGCGCAGGGCCGGUGCCGGGACGGGCGGACGGACGGACAGACCGAGAGGAUCGUGUGCGGCGGGGACCCGGGUCCCACCCCGCGCCGGCUACCCACGACCCGAGCUCGAGUGGCGCCCCCGGGACCCUCCGGACCGUGGUGGCUGCCGGGUCCCCGACGGGAGCCGUCCCUUCCCGGGGUGUCCGCGUCCCCACGGGCACUAUGAACGAAGAGGAGCAGUUUGUCAACAUUGACUUGAACGAUGACAACAUCUGCAGCGUUUGUAAACUGGGAACAGACCAGGAGACGCUGUCCUUCUGCCACAUCUGCUUUGAGCUGAAUCUCGAGGGAGUACGAAAAUCUAGUCUUUUACACACCAAAUCACUGAGAGGCCAUAAAGACUGCUUUGAAAAAUAUCAUUUAAUUGCAAACCAGGAUUGUUCUCGAUCCAAGCUUUCCAAAAGUACCUAUGAAGGCGUUAAAACCAUUCUGAGUAAGAAGAUAAACUGGAUUGUACAGUAUGCACAAAAUAAGGAUAUGGACUUGGAUCCCGAGUGUUCCAAAAAUACCCAACAUCACCUGUUUAAUUUCAGGCAUAAGCCAGAUAAGAAAUUGCUCCCACAGUUUGACUCUCAGGUGCCAAAGUACUCUGCCCAAGGGAUCGCUGGGAACACGGGUGCCAUCUCGAGCUACACACAAAGGAUUUUGGAGCAGGGGGAAAAUACAGACUAUGGGCUUGCUCUAUUGCAAGGCUCCGAUGCACUGUGGCCUCACAAACACAACCAGGCGCAGAAGAAAGAAGAGAUGAGCUCCGGUCCAGAGGCAGCUGUCCCGCCCCAGAAUCCUCAUUACAGCAGAGAGCAGCUGAAUUCAAUGACUCUUGAGGAAGUAGAAGAACUGAACACAAGGCUCCAACAGCAAAUCCAGGGAGUUUUUGAAGAGUUAACUCACCAAGUGCAAGAAAAAGACUCUCUGGCAUCAGAGCUCCAUGUCCGCCAUGUUGCCAUCGAGCAGCUUCUCAAGAACUACUCCAAGUUACCAUGCCUGCAAGUUGGCCGGGCAGGAACGAGGUCACACCUGCCCAUAAACAACUGAACUGAACGUAGUUCCUGUGCUUCACCCUGCUGGUCUGCCAAGCAUGUGUACCUAGAAAAUGUUUGAAGAAAGUUACGGUCCAUUUUUAUGGUUGUUGUACUUGCAAAACAUAAGAUAAUACUUAUUAUCUUUACCUAAUAAAGCGGAUCACUCUAGUCUAGGGUUAAUCAUUUGGCUUCAUUUGGGGACUUUUUCUUAUAAUUACUCAAUGCCCCUCCCUAACUUUUACCAUGUGUGACUACUUAAAUAUACUGUUACAGUGUGUUUUUAUUGGACAUUUUCUAUUGUAACUCAGCUGUCAAAACAAUAGAAGCCUAAUAAGGUCUUACGUUAGUCUAAACUGCUAGAGAUAAUUUUUAAGAGGGAAGUAGAAUUCAUAAUAUCACCUUAUUUAUGAGCAAUAUUUUAAUAUAAAAUUUUAUAUAUAAAAUUGCUAUUUUGGGUAUUUUUCAUUGUCUUUAUAAAUGUGUAUUUGAAUGGCCAUGUGUAUUUGCACUUCCAUGUGUGAAUAUGUUCACCCAUAUGAAGAUCACUGCAUUUGGGGGAUACAGUGUUUUUAUAACUGUUACCUUUCUUUCCAAAGAUAAAUGUGUUUUGGAUAGUAUUUGGAGAAGCAGUCUGCCAAGUUGAGCUAUCUUAAAUACUAACAGCAUUUGAAAGUGAAAUUAAUCACUCUUUAAAGCAAAUAUCCAAGGAAAUAAAGCACAUUAUUGUUUUCUAAUGAAAGCAAUUGUGAGUUAGCUUAGGAAGAAAAUACUAUUCUGGAUCUUGUGUGUCAGUCUCCAUAAAAGUAGAUGCCCCACUCGA
Peromyscus californicus insignis is the source of this 1903-nucleotide messenger RNA. It is a transcript of the gene CUNH21orf91, whose product is annotated as chromosome unknown C21orf91 homolog. The transcript is spliced from 5 exons. Bases 224 to 1096 code for a protein of 290 amino acids. The record is from RefSeq and is a predicted model, not a curated record. Lineage: Eukaryota; Metazoa; Chordata; Mammalia; Rodentia; Cricetidae.